AAACUACAUUCAACGCAUUUUUUUUUUCACGUGAAGUAAACUAACUGAAAAUCCACAUUCACAAAAUGGCAUUCAAGGUCAUCUUCUGCAUUGCCGCCAUGGCGAUUGCCUGCGCCCAGGCCAAGCCCGGCGGCCCAGCUGCCUACUCGAUUAACGCGCCCAGCGUGGACCACGCCUCCGUUGGCAAUACACAGGAGCACACCGUGAAGGGACACUACGGCCAGUCGUCGCAGUCGGACUACGCCAGCCAGGUGCAAACCGCCCACUCGCAGUCCCACGUGCAGCGCUCCAGCAUCAGCAACGAUGGCGGUCUGGCGCCUCUGGCCAGCGGCCAUGGCCUGGCCUACGGCGGACACUACGCAGCCGCCGCCGCCGCCGCACCCGCCAUCGCCUAUGGCGGCCACUACGCCUCCGCGCCCAUCGCAUCCUAUGGCGGCCACUAUGCAGCCACGGCGCCCGCUCUCCAGCUGUCGGGCGGCUCCCACCUGAGCCUGGGCAGCCUCGGCAGCCUCGGCAGCCUGGGCUAUGGCUAUGGCUAUAGCGCAGCUGCUGCCGCACCGGCUCUCUCCCACGGCUACCAGCUGGCCGCCCCAGCCGCCGCUCCGAUUGUGAAGUACGCCGCCGCUCCAGCCUAUGCACCUGGCAUCAUUGGACACGGCAUUGGACUUGCUGCCGCUCCCGCCUACGCAGCGCCCGCCUAUGCCACGCAUCUGGCCGCCGCCCCAGUGCUCAAGGCCGCCGUCGCACCCGCCCUGGUGCACACCUCCGUCUCCGGCCACGGCAUUCAGUACGGCUACUAGAACAGCGAGAUGAGCCAACGUAUCCAACCAUCCCCCCAGCAUGGAGCAAAGGACUGCAAAUAAUAUUCGUGUCGAGCUAAAAAGCUUCUAAUGCAACUCAAACUCAAAUUCACA
Molecule: messenger RNA, 914 nt
Organism: Drosophila navojoa
Lineage: Eukaryota; Metazoa; Arthropoda; Insecta; Diptera; Drosophilidae
Source: RefSeq, a predicted model, not a curated record